Messenger RNA from Daktulosphaira vitifoliae (grape phylloxera), 1356 nucleotides. RefSeq names its product retinol dehydrogenase 12-like. NCBI's taxonomy places the organism in Eukaryota, Metazoa, Arthropoda, Insecta, Hemiptera, Phylloxeridae. The transcript has 6 exons. Bases 358 to 1233 code for a protein of 291 amino acids. The record is from RefSeq and is a predicted model, not a curated record.
GAUAAAUCCUUUAAGAUUCUAUUAGUUAAGAAAUACAAUUUUAUAUUUUAUAAAUUAAAAUUAAUAAAUAAUUUUAUAAUAAAAAUCAGUAAUAUUAAUCGUAAUUGGAUGGCCCGAGUCUAACUUAACAUCCCGGUAGAUUAUUUUUGUGAUCUGUCGUGAGAUUCAGUCACGUGUAUUGUAACUUUUGUCAUAAAUUAUUAUCACGUUAUAUGUGAUUAUAUAUACUUAUGUAUGGAAAAGAGAAAGUACUUUACUAAAAGAAUUUUCUAAAAGUACUAAUAAAUGGAAACAGUCGCUUCUGGAAUUAUUACUUAGUCUUACUGUUAUGCAGUAAUUUUAAAAUACAUAAUAAAAAUGAUUUUUUUACUAUUACAUUUAUUUAAUUGGUUGAAAUAUCAAAUGGUUUACUAUAUUCUCGGAGCUUUUGCUAUAAUUGAUGAUUUACAAAACCGCGAAAACAACAAAUUUGAAAUAGAAAAAAAACGGGGUAAAGUAGCUGUUAUCACAGGAGGGGCUCGAGGUAUUGGACUAGAAGUCGUUAAAAAAUUGUUAUCGUGUGAAAUGCAUGUAAUUAUUGGUUGUCGUAAUGUAAAAGUAGGCGAAAGUGUUCUACAACAACUCGCCUUAUCUAACAUGUCAUUUGAAGUAUAUUCUCUUGAUCUCAAAUCAUUUUCAUCUGUCAAAAAUUUUGCUCAACGUGUGUUAUCUAAAUAUAGUUGUAUUGAUGUAUUAGUUAAUAAUGCUGGAGUUAUGUUUGUUCCUUAUGAAAUAUGUGAAAAUGGUUUUGAAGCACAUUGGACUGUCAAUUAUUUAAGUCAUUUCUUGUUGAUUAAGUUAUUGCAGCCAGUUUUAAAGCAAAAAGUUAAAAAUGGCAAUAAUGCAAGAAUUGUAAAUGUUACUUCUUGUGCUUAUAAAGUGUCACCUCCAAUUGACUUUAAUAAACUAAAUGAUAAGGAUAGUUAUUUAUCAUAUGCAGCUUAUGCAAAAUCUAAAUUGGCACAAUUGAUUAUGACAAAAUAUUUAAGUAAAAUAUUAGAAGAUUCUCAUAUUCGAGUAAUUGCUGUGCAUCCUGGUAUAGUUGAUACAGAGAUUUUUAAUGGUACAUUUUUGAAACUGGCUUUUCCAUGGAUUUUGAAACAUUUGUGCAAGACAAAACAUAGUCAAUUGAACAUUUACAUAUUAUAUGAUGAAAACAAAUUUAAAUGUAAAGAAUCAGAUUCUGUGAUCUAAUUAUAAGUUUAAAUGGAAGAAAUUAUUUAUUUUUCAUUAAUAAAAUAAUCAAUUUUAAGAAAAUAUUCUAAUUAAAGUUUAUUAUAAUAGUUUAAAUUUUCUGUACACAUUCAAAUCCUCAUU